Molecule: messenger RNA, 463 nt
Organism: Periconia digitata
Lineage: Eukaryota; Fungi; Ascomycota; Dothideomycetes; Pleosporales; Periconiaceae
Source: the annotation of a GenBank genome assembly
UCGCAUACAACCGUGACUGUCCCAUCGGUGGACCCAAGGCUGAUGUGAGAUGAACAGCUUCUGGAGCAAAGUCAACGAGACAACUCACACGCCAGUGAACGCGGUGUGGUUGGUAGUGGCCUUCUGCAGCUGCUUGGAUCUGAUCGGUAUCGGAAGUACGUUGACGAUUGUAGCCAUUUUCAACAUCACGGCGCCAGCGCUAGACAUCAGCUACAUCGCCGUCAUCAUCGCGCACAGGGUCUACGAGCACAGAGUACAGUUCAUCCCAGGACCGUACACAAUGGGUCGGUGGAGCAAGCCGGUCAAUGCGAUUGCGGUCACAUGGGUGUGCUUUAUCAGCGUGGUGCUGUUCUUCCCCACUAUCAAGCCGGUCACGGCUUCCAAUAUGAACUACGCCAUCUGUGUGGCCGCCUUCAUUGGACUGUUCAGCAUGGCGUGGUGGUACGCAGGGGCUAGGAAGUGA